GUGCGUGUGCGUGUGUGUGUGUGCGUGUGUGUGUGUGUGCUGACAGGACGCUGGUAGACAGAAGCCAUCAGGUCCCAGUGAGAAGACCACACGAGCAUCACAACACUGGAUUAUUACCAGCAAACACCGGGCCCUCCAGAGGAGGGCAGCGUGACACCAACUCUCAUCCCGCCGGGUCGUCGUGCUGUGAGCGCCAUCAGGGUCACACCUUUGUCGACCAUGAAAGGAUCUCCUGACCUGAUUCCUACUGCAGGCCUGGACCCCAGCAAGGUGUGCAAAGGGAAAGGAGUGGUGACUCUGAGGGCCACCCUGGUGCACUUAGAUGAUGAAGGCAGCGCCGGGCCAAGCAUCAUCACAACAUCAAGUGAAUUCACAAGUCAAAUAAAUGGAGGAUUGGCUAAAGGAAGUGACGGCAUCAUAGCUGAUGUCCCCCGUGUAAACAACACACACUGCCAGACCAAUUCGCCAGAAAGCAUAAAAGAAAACCAGGCUCCAACGUCAUGUGACAACCAGAACUGUUUGCCAUCACCCCCCAGCUCCGUCUAUCCAUGCACCAGCACAGUUAAUCCCACAAUAGUCCUGCUGCAACACAACAGAGACCCCACCCCAGAAAGGGACAAAAGCCCCGCUCCUGGGAGAGCCUUGGUCAGUCCAGUUGCGGACAUGGACGGGAAAAGACUGCGACUGUCGCUGCACUCCCCUGUCCUGAGUCCUCUCAACAGGCCCAUUGUGCCAGUGAGGAACACUGAAACGUCCAAAGACUGGUACAAGACAAUGUUCAAGCAGAUUCACAAGAUACCCGAGACUAUUGAAGAAAACCCAUACCGCCCCACCUACAUAUUCCCCGACAACUUUGACAUUCGCAUGAAAUCCAAAGAGAACGGCCCUAACCCCUUUGGCUACUUGGAUGAUGGAGUACCACGAUCUCAAAGCGAUACAGAGGUUUGUUCAAGAGCAAGGUCAAUGCCAGUGCCAACACGGUCUUCAUCCCUCAAACCCUCUACUAAAAGAAAUGAGUGGGAGCCCCCAGAUAAAAAGGUAGACACCAGGAAGUACCGCGCCGAGCCCAAGAGCAUCUUUGAGUACGAGCCUGGGAAAUCGUCGGUCCUGAAGCUGGAGAGAACGACUCUGGAUGUAUGUCCGGAAGAUGUAGAUUUAGAGAAUGAGCCGUGGUAUAAAUUCUUUUCAGAGAUGGAGUUUGACAGAGCGAGUGCCCCCUCCUUCAGCCCCCUGGAAACAGCCUCCGACCUACAGAAGUACUCCUCCAGCAAGUCUGGACACAGCGAGGUGGAGAAGGACGGAGGAUCAUCCACAAACGAGCCCGCGGCUCCAGAAUGCGACCGCCAUGUUUACAAGAGUAUUCUGGAAGGCGGCGACAUUCCCUUACAAGGUCUGCGAGCCCUAAACAAGCACCAUGGCAGCUCAUCCCCCUCUAAAGUGGAUUAUAAAGGUGGGAAUGGCUGUAUAGAUCCACCCUGCUCCUCUAUAAAUAGUCAAUCUGUUCUUGCCAGUAACGCAAUAGCUAACCACUGUAAGAAUAAGAAGCCUCUUUCUGCUGCCAAAGCCUGCAUACCCCAAAUCCUGCCCUCUAAAUUCAAGCCCAAGUUGCUGCCGCCUGGUGGUGACAUUCAGGAAAGCAGGACACUGCCUGUGAGGCACCCAAAGGCGCACAGCUUCGAGGAUUUGUACACAAGUACGUGUGAUCGUUACAGACCUGAAGAAGAGGAGAGAGAUCUGCAAGGCCAAUAUUCAGACUGCUGUGCUGAUGGCCUCGGGGACGUUUCCCCUGCGGUUAAGAGGAGCGCAUCAGAGUUUUCCAGCUUGUACAAGAUCAUGCAUCACAUUCAUCGGCCCAGCUCAGUGGGCUCCAGCCCCCAAGGCAGCGUCCGCAGCCUCACCUCUCUCUUUGAAGGACCGAAGGCUGAUGGGGGUGAAAAGUCACAGGCCGGCAUUCCACGGGUCGCCGUGUCGUCACGGGUCACUGAGUUUGAAAUGAUCAUUCAGCGGUCCAGUUUGACACCGAGUCGCUCGUCCUCACUGCCCACUCUGAGCUCCAGCCACGACCAUAGCCCGCAACACUGCACCCCCCUUUACGCGCCCACUGCAGUGUCAGCUGAGAGCCUUUUGGUGAUCAACGCCGCACAGACAGAUGUCUGUGCUUCCAUGGAGACAGGUGGCAAGGAACCAGAUGAGGAGACCUUGUUACCAGACAGUCAGACCACGGAGCAGGCAGCCUUCCCCUCAGAGGAUGAAGGCCAUGUUAGGGCUGAGUCUGCUUCUUCCACUGACCCUGAAGUUGAACAGAUCUUCAAGCAGAGUUCUUUUGAGCACAUGCACUCUGCUGUCAUUGGAACAAAGAGUCCUUCCGCCUUGCCUCCAAUGUCCUUCCCUUUACACCACCACCAUCACUUGCACCACCUGAACCACCACCACUUCCCCCUUAAACCCACCAAAUGCAAAGGCUCCUGCCCAGCUUCCUAUACCCGCUUCACCACCAUUCUCAGACAUGAGAGGCAGCAGGCCACAGCACUGCAAGAGAAACCAGCGGCACCACCAGAGAAGAAGACCAUGCUACCUGGAAACCUCCUACUAAUGGGCCCCGCCCCCUUCAGGUUGCGUAAGAGCCCACACUCCCAGCAGCCUCGGAGGACGCUGUCAGCCACUAAGGUGAAAACAGGCAACCAGAGGCCCCCCAGCUCGUUUCCUGAGCUCAGACCUCUCAUACCUCAGCGUCUGUCCUCCCUGGAGGUCCUGGAGAGGCUGAGUAACGGGGAGGGAGACAACUCUGAGCAGCUGAGUAACGGACAGGGCUUGGACGCCAACGGGAACCUUCUGCAGCCGCUGGCAGCUCACCACAGAGACUUAUCCCCAGCACACGGAGAGAGCCAGGAUGAAGUGCUAAGGAGGCGUCAUGGCGACAAAGAGAAAAUGUUGGAGGAGCAGCGGCGGGUGAAGCGGGAACAGGAAGAGGCUGACAUAGCGUCGAGGCGACACACUGGCAUCGUUCCAACACACCACCAGUUCAUCACCAACGAGCGCUUCGGAGACCUGCUCAACAUCACAGAUAACACAGAGAAACGGAAAUCCGGCAUUGAGAGAACUCCAGCGAUGGCACGCUUCGACUUCAGAGCUGAAAGUCUAAAGGAAUUGCCGUUUCAAAAGGGAGACAUUGUGUACAUCAUUCGACAGGUGGAUCAGAACUGGUAUGAAGGCGAACAUCAUGGAAGAGUUGGGAUUUUCCCUCGAAGCUACGUUGAGCUCCUGCCCCCUACAGAGAAAGCGCAGCCUAAGAAAAGUGUGCCAGUGCAGGUGUUGGAAUACGGAGAUGCCAUGGCUCGCUUCAACUUUGCAGGCGACACGGUGGUAGAGAUGUCCUUCAGAAAGGGGGAGAGGAUCACGCUGAUUCGUAGAGUUGAUGAGAACUGGUACGAAGGGAAAAUCUCAGGCACCAACCGCCAGGGCAUCUUCCCCGUCACCUAUGUCGAAGUGCACAAACGACCACGUGUCAAAAAUGGUUUGGAUUACCCCGACCCUCCUGUCUGCUCCUCGCCACAGCGCAGCACUAAUGCGUCCCCUCAGUUGUAUCGUAAUCGCCUGACCACUUCGCCCUUGCCCCUCCCUCGCUCCCCCUGCCGCUCCGUGUCACCCGAAGUCCACGCUGUCUCCUCUGAGUGGAUCUCACUGACCGUGGGAGGUGGAAGCCCACCUGCAGCCCCAACUCCUCCAUUGCCACCGCUGCCCACAGUGUCAUACCGUUGCGGCGAGUACCUGCCCCCACCUUUCUCUGCCAGCCCCGUGCCUCCCAUCGUCGGCAGUCCUUACUGCAUCUCUCCCAUGGCCUCCCCCACUGCCUCACCUCUGCCCCCACCGUACCCGCCCAGGCCCAACUCCGCCACUCCUUUCCUCACUUUCACCCCUCCUCAGGGGGGGGACUUCCUGCUUUCCCCGCCCUCACCACACCUGUCACGCAGCAUGAGCCCCAGUGGCGGGCCGGUGCUGGAAGGCUGGCUUAGGGCGGAGAAGGAGUUGACAGAGGGGGAAGGCACAGAGGGGGAUGGGGGCAGUAGCCGCGCUGCCCAUGGAAACAGACAAAAUAGUCCUGCAGAGCUUGUGCGGAAUGACAUUGAUCAUCACGGACGCAACUCCAGAAGUCCGGUGAUGCUCUUCGACAUUCAUGAUAACAACAACGUGAACUCAUUUGCGGAGGCAGUAUGUAAUGAGAUCUUGAAUAUAGCUGAGACCUCAGUGAGGUACUGCGGCACCUUGUCCCGCAGCCCUCACGACGCACUUCGUAGACUGCACCCCCAUCCCAGUAAACAAUCUCUCAUCAUUUCCCAGCAACCCCAGUCCCACAGCAGCAGCCCUGAGCCCAACCGUCUCAACUGUGGAAUUUUCCAGGCUCUGUACAGUUACGCACCGCAAAAUGAAGAUGAGCUGGCGCUUCAGGAGGGAGAUCUCAUCAGCGUCAUGGAGAAGUGUGAUGACGGCUGGUUUGUUGGUACCUCAAAGAGGACGAAACAGUUUGGGACUUUCCCUGGGAAUUACGUGAAGGAGAUGAAACUGUAAAGCGAAGGAAUCUCAACCGUAAUACACGACUGCCUGUCAAGCUUUGGAAAUAUUUUCUAUCACGCAUGGCUGUGGGUUAGCGUAGUCAUUUAGCUAAACUGGCAAAGUGAUUGGUUCAUUCUGAAGAAUGUCAAAUUGCACAUUGAGGACCGUCAUAUGCCCGUUGCCCACACCUCAGCAUGGUGUGUACGUCUACCUGACUGAGGAUACCCCAGAUUCUCAGAUACAAGCUUCCAUCGUGUUAACUUUGCCAGAUGUGUUCACAGAGCACCUCAGUCUGAGUUCAGCAGCUCAGCAGAUUAUGAAUGAAAGGUGACACGUUGUUACCUGAACUGGAUUUGGGCGUGUCAAAAUGUGUUUCUAUGUGAUGUUAGGUUAGAGUAGCCAAGUACAAUACAAAGGAGUGUAUCCAUCUAAACACACUUUCAGAUAUACCGUAUUUUUCGGAGUAUAAGUUGCACCGGAGUAUAAGUCGCACCUGCCGAAAAUGCAUAACAAAGAAGGAAAAAAACAUAUUUAAGUCGCACUGUCGCAUUUUUGGGGGAAAUUUUUUUGAUAAAACUCAACACCAAGAAUAGACAUUUGAAAGGCAAUUUAAAAUAAAUACAGAACAGUGAACAACAGGCUGAAUAAGUGUACGUUAUAUGACACAUAAAUAACCAACUGAGAACGUGCCUGGUAUGUUAACGUAACAUAUUAUGGUAAGAGUCAUUCAAAUAUCUAUAACAUAUAGAACAUGCUAUACGUUUACCAAACAAUCUGUCACUCCUAAUCGCUAAAUCCCAUGAAAUCUUAUACGUCUAGUCUCUUACGUGAAGGAGCUAAAUAAUAUUAUUUGAUAUUUUACGGUAAUGUGUUAAUAAUUUCACACAUAAGUCGCUCCUGAGUAUAAGUCGCACCCCCGGCGAAACUAUGAAAAAAACUGCGACUUAUAGUCCGAAAAAUACGGUACCCCCAUAUUUAGAUUGUUUGUUUUUUUUGCUUUUAUUUUCUGUGUCUUUUACAUUUUUCAGGUUUUAAAAAAAGUCAUUAUUGGCUACUUUACAAAAAAAAACUCAACACACAACUACAAAAAAGCCUUCAGCGCCGUUUCAGUAUUGACUGCAAGUUCACUGCAAUUCACUACGGUGUAUCACAAAUCAUGUGCAUACUUGCAAACACUUCAAGUGUGCCGUUAUCAGACACAACAAAAGUGUAAAUAAUCACACGCUAUUUAUUUAUCAUGUUAUACUCCUUGUGUCAUUUGUGCUGGCACGUGAUGCCUCAAAAGUAGGUGGAGGUUGACAUCGUGCUCCAGUGCAACCACGGCACAGGCGUGGCAGCACUUAACUUUCUGCUUGGUCACUUAGGGAAAUUCUGUCUAAACAAACAAAAACACUGAGGAUUGAUCAUUGAACCUUUUCUAGCCAACAAUGUGUCUUAAAAAAUAAUGAUUCAAUGAGAUUGUAUGACCCAGAUGUGUAAAGAAACUUCAAGAGGCCUUUUUGUAUUUUAAAAAGCAAUGACAGUGUUUCCCAUACAUAUAUUUAUUUGUGGCGGCCCACCACAAAUACAUUUGUGGACUUUGCUCUUAAAGUCAUUAUAAUGGGACUGUGUGGGAAUGUGCAGGAGGUGGCAUCGUGACAGUGCUUCUUAACACAGUGUUUUGCCAGAGAAUAAAAAUAUAUAGAAGGAGGGUAAAAUGUUGCCAAUUUAGCGACUAAAAAGCAACCAAACCAGUGACUUUUUUUCUGUGCGUUAAUGGACACUUUCCAUAUCGCUAGUCUUACUGUGACAACCCCACCCCAGGCCGCUCUGUCUUAUUUGUGACAUUAAAAAGUAAUCCAAAAAAAAGCAAUAGAAGAAAUGUACUUUGCAUUUAUAAUAGUGUUGUCAAACAAAAAAUACAAUGUAUCUGUUCAAUCACACUUCUGAAUUUUGAAUAAUCGUGAUUAAUCGCAGUAGAUUAUUGCUUGCGUAGGUCAAAUUAACAUUGAAAAUAAAAACUAUUGUCAGAAUGUUAUACCCGCACAUUAAAAAAAAAUAAAAACUUGAAUGCACUACAUUUAUUUUCUCAAAACUGGGUAGCAGUUUUAUCUAAAGUCCUGUCAGGGUUUAUUUUGAAAGAAAAUGUUCCACCGAGCACACCAGUCAGAGUAUAGCAACUGUGCACAGAGUAACUUCCUGUUCAGUGCAUACCAAGUUUCAAAAUAAAAGCAUGGUAGCAUUUACUUGGAUUCUACCACUGCCAUAACAAAAUGGACCUUAUAUAGCACCGCCUUUCAUGUAACAAUCCGUAAAAUAAAUUCCAUCCAUCCAUCCAUCUUCUUCCGCUUAUCCGAGGUCGGGUCGCGGGGGCAGCAGCCUAAGCAGGGAAGCCCAGAUUUCCCUCUCCCCAGCCACUUCGUCCAGCUCUUCCUGUGGGACCCCGAGGCGUUCCCAGGCCAGCCGAGAGACAUAGUCUUCCCAACGUGUCCUGGGUCUUCCCCGCGGCCUCCUACCGGUCGGACGUGCCCUAAACACCUCCCUAGGGAGGCGUUCGGGUGGCAUCCUAACCAGAUGCCCGAACCACCUCAUCUGGCUCCUCUCGAUGUGGAGGAGCAGCGGCUUUACUUUGAGCUCCUCCCGGAUGGCAGAGCUUCUCACCCUAUCUCUAAGGGAGAGCCCCGCCACCCGGCGGAGGAAACUCAUUUCGGCCGCUUGUACCCGUGAUCAUGUCCUUUCGGUCAUAACCCAAAGCUCAUGACCAUAGGUGAGGAUGGGAACGUAGAUCGACCGGUAAAUUGAGAGCUUUGCCUUCCGGCUCAGCUCCUUCUUCACCACAACGGAUCGAUACAGCGUCCGCAUUACUGAAGACGCCGCACCGAUCCGCCUGUCGAUCUCACGAUCCACUCUUCCCUCACUCGUGAACAAGACUCCGAGGUACUUGAACUCCUCCACUUGGGGCAAGAUCUCCUCCCCAACCCGGAGAUGGCACUCCACCCUUUUCCGGGCGAGAACCAUGGACUCGGACUUGGAGGUGCUGAUUCUCAUCCCAGUCGCUUCACACUCAGCUGCGAACCGAUCCAGUGAGAGCUGAAGAUCCUGGCCAGAUGAAGCCAUCAGGACCACAUCAUCUGCAAAAAGCAGAGACCUAAUCCUGCAGCCACCAAACCGGAUCCCCUAAACGCCCUGACUCCGCCUAGAAAUUCUGUCCAUAAAAGUUAUGAACAGAAUCGGUGACAAAGGGCAGCCUUGGCGGAGUCCAACCCUCACUGGAAACGUGUCCGACUUACUACCGGCAAUGCGGACCAGGCUCUGGCACUGAUCAUACAGGGAGCGGACUGCCACAAUCAGACAGUCCGAUACCCCGUACUCUCUGAGCACUCCCCACAGGACUUCCCGAGGGACACGGUCGAAUGCCUUCUCCAAGUCCACAAAACACAUGUAGACUGGUUGGGCAAACUCCCAUGCACCCUCAAGGACCCUGUGGAGAGUAUAGAGCUGGUCCACAGUUCCACGACCAGGACGAAAACCACACUGUUCCUCCUGAAUCCGAGGUUCGACUAUCCGGCGUAAAAUAAAUUGCGUGAUUAAUCUACAGUACAUGAUUAAUACGGACAUUUUUCGUGAUUCAUCACAUUUGAACUUUGACAGCCCCAAUUUCAAAACAUAUUUAUUUUGCUGUCCGUGCUUUUUUGCUCACUUUUGUCGUCCAUAAAAAUUCCCUGCUCACGCGUCAUUGCUGAUUAUGCAAAUUAGACAAUGAGGUAAUCCCCCUGCAAACCACCGCCACAAAUAGAUUGCAGUGCUUUGGGAAACACUGAAUGACUACAACUUUACCAAAUGAUAUAAGUAGUAAAAAUCAGCAUUAGUGCUAUAGUACUUGCGCAAUAAAAUCGACAAAUCAAACAAAACGUGCAAAAAAAGGAUGAUACCUCGUUAUCUAGCAAAUUUAACAUUGUUAUCAACCCCUCAACAAAGUGUGCAUAAGAAGGUUUAAGUCAUUCUUAGGGAGUCUAGAUGUAUGUAGGUAGGGCAGUAGCUGACAAGUAGCUGAAGUACAAUAAAUACCUAAUCACGCAUUGCCAGACUAUCAGUAGCCUUUUAGUAGAAUUGUACAAAAUGAAGUGAUACAUUUUAACAUCCAAAAUGUGUUGAUUUCCUGUUGCGUCACAUUGUAUUAUCUUCAUUUGUGCAGUGAGUGUCACACUUUUUUUUUAUAACAAGAACUUGUAGCAUCGUCCUCACCCAAGUUUGCUUUUGGGGACAAAAUGCAGUGUUUCUUCCUGACAUGUGUCGCACUGAAUACACGCUACUGUAUUAUGAGUGUGCCUGUAUAGCACUGAUGGAAUCUAUUUUGUCACACAUCACCAAAAGAAUGUUUUGCUCUCCACCGCUGGCCAAACACUCUCAUGUAACUUGAGCUCCCGGUGAAUGUUUUUAUUUGGGUUUUUUUUUUCCACCCUUGCAGAACUUCAGUAACUCUUGGUAAAAACACCUUAAACUCUCAUUAAGUUGUGUCAUAAUAAGUGUGUCAUAGCACGUCACAGAAUGUAUGGAUAAAUGAUAUGUGUGGAAGCCUUUAUAAAAUAUGUGAAAGGUCGUCUGCAGCAAUAGAAGGAUUGUAAAUAUGUAAAAUAAGAAAUAGACUGCAUGUGACGGAAGCAUCAGAUGGAGCUUUUGGUCACAUGCAGAGUUUUAUCUACCUGAAGGAUUUUGUCACAGCGUGGAGCAUCACUGAGCACAGGAAUUUGAAUGCAUAUGAACAUUAUACGCUGCCAUUUGUGAGCUCAUAAUGCCUUAUGUUUGAUGCUAAAUUGUGCCUCAUUUUUAUGUUUUUUGUUCCUGAAAUGUUAUCCGUGACAUAUUUAAUGUAACAAUCAGGGCCGGCUCCUGGCAUAAACAUUACCAGAAAGGCUUUGGCGACGUUCGAGUCCAUUUAGAUUGUAUUUUUUCAUCAAUGAAAUUUGGAGCCCAGAAAGGUUCAAUUUGAGUAGUAACUUAUAAAAUCAAACCUUAGCAAUGUUAAAGACAGAAAUUGGGCCAUGACAAAAAGCCUAGAGCCGGCACUGGUAACAACGGUUUGCCCAUUAAGUCCUAGUCACUUGUGAUGGAACUACAUUCACUGGGAACUCGUCAAUUAUAAAUAUCUAAAGUGUGACAUUGUGCGACAACUUUAUGACUAAUAAUGUUGACGAUUGAAUUAGUUUAAGACGCACGACCCGCCACACGUUUGCUUUGUUUGCUUCAAUCUUGCAGUGUUGUUACAUUGGCAAUAUCUAAAUAAAGAUGCUAUACACUGCUGUGACUUUGGUAUUAUGCAAUAUUUAAUAAACCAUU
This is a messenger RNA of Nerophis lumbriciformis (worm pipefish), 9867 nucleotides long. RefSeq names its product sorbin and SH3 domain-containing protein 1. Gene Ontology annotation, cellular component: nucleus; cytoplasm; cell-substrate junction. Gene Ontology annotation, biological process: cell-substrate adhesion. The record is from RefSeq and is a predicted model, not a curated record. Gene Ontology annotation, molecular function: protein binding. NCBI's taxonomy places the organism in Eukaryota, Metazoa, Chordata, Actinopteri, Syngnathiformes, Syngnathidae.